CUAACUUCCUUGGUUUAUUAGGCUGUCAUUUUUAGAUGUUUAAGCCUUUAAUUUUAGAAAUGUUAGUCUUCUCUUUUCUUUAUUUCUAAAAAGGCAUAUUCUCAUCAGUAUAUAAUAGUAACGUUGAAACAUUUCUUUUUUGAUAUUUGUUUGUGUUCUAUAAUACAUGUCGGGAAUUAUGAUUAGCAAGACCCGUCAAGUGGGUGGGGCAAAAUAUCUUGUUGUAUUGCCCGCUGUACAAUGUAAUAAGGCCCCAGGAAAUGAGAAACGCGGGUGUUUUACAAGAUAAUUGCCAAGCAGCUGUGCUCUUGGGCCAUAGAAUAACUGAAAUGAAAAUCUUUACCAGUUAAAUCGAUAAAGCACUUAUCGUUUGGAAAGGAAAUUCGGGAAAUUAGUAACGAUCGGCUUUCGUGGGAUUUUUCUUUUAAUUUAUUUCGCCCGCAAAUAACAAGACAGACGAAAAUAAAAACGUUAUCUUCGAAAAUGGCUCAGAUGCAUGCAAAAAGAUGAAUCGCUGGCAGUUGAUGUGAAUUGACAUUAAUUAGCACCUCCACAACAAUUUGGCUCCCUCUUUGCGUGGUAUACACGAUGAAAUGGACGACAUCAGCUGCUGUCAGUGAGUUCUAUCUGGAUCUGCCCGCUGUGAUUGUUAAACAAUCGAUUCAAGGAUUACGUUUCUUUCGAACGAUUUCAUUUCUACACUAGCAAUGUUUAGUUUUUAACUCAAUCAUUUGCAUAGAACCCCACCGGUCUCUUUUCAUCGAGUAUUUACACAGAUUUGAUUGACAACUCGUGGAACGCUCAUCCCACACAAAAGUUAUUACAUUAGGCCGACAGCGCAAACAAAACUCCCCUUGUGUAGCGUGUUCAAACUACUUGGUUGUCACGCGAACAAAAGGGACUGAGUGUAGGACCAAUUGCGUCUACAUAGACUGUUCAGUUAAGUGUCAGCCUCGAAAAUUAAUUUAACGUUGACAUGUGACGCAAAUUAAGUGCAAAAUCUUCACGAUUUACAGGACUACAUUGACAAAGGAGUAGUCAACAUGGCCAACAACAACACCAGAGAUUCCGCGGCCAAUGUAUCUCAUUCUGGUAAUGAAAUAGAUCCGGCAUGGAUUGGAAUUCUGGAAGCAACAAUCUUGUUCCUUGUCAUGUUGGUCGCAAUCAUUGGAAAUUUUCUAGUUAUCGCGGUGGUGUAUCGCCGACGCGAGCUUCGUCGCACAGAAACUCACAUUUUCAUCGUCAAUUUAAGCUUGACGGAUAUUUUCGUGGCGCUCUUGUGCAUGCCGUUCUCUAUGAUAACAGCUGUGACUCAAGAGUGGAUUUUUAGCAAUGCGCUGUGCCAGUUAAACGGUUUUCUAAACGUGUUCUUUUUGCUGACGUCCAUUUUGACACUGACUGCAAUUAGCAUCCACAAGUACAUCGGGGUUGUGCAGCCCACGAAGCGGAAAAUAUUCACUAGAAAGAGGACGAUCAUGGCAGUCGCCUGGGUUUGGGUGCAGGCGCUAAUGACGGCGUUGACACCGAUUCUGGGCUGGAAUGAGUACGAGCACAUUCCGGGCCGUACGCAGUGUUCUGUCAAAGUCCCCCGUAAUAGCGAGGUCAGCGAGUUAACAAACUGCCUGUUUAUCAUAAUUUGCGGCUUUGUGAUUCCGCUUGGAAUAAUGAACUUCUCGUACUUAAAGAUUUUCCGUACUGUGAAGAUUCACACCAAACGCGUCAAAAGCCACUCCUUCAGCGACGACCAAAAAUCGGCUUUCUUGAACGAGAGAAGGAUCACCGUAACUCUUUUCAUAAUCCUGGCGGCUUUCUUGGCCUGCUGGAGUCCGUUUUCUGUUCUCACGAUUUACGCAACCCUUGCAGGACAUGAAUUGUCCAAGCACUUUUCCGUUGUGGCCUACUGGCUGGGUUUCUUAAACUCCGCCAUGAAUCCCUUGAUCUACGCGCUGCGAACCAAGGAAUUUCGUCAGGGCUAUCGCCAAAUUUUUGGUAUACUGCUUCCUCGCUGUUUCCCGAGGGUUGAUAUGAGUGAGAACGAUUCUCAUAUAGCGGUUCUUCGAGGACGAAAAAGCCUGAAAAGCGAAGUGGUGACAUUCAGCAAGAGACGCCGAGCGGGCACGGAAAUUGAAAGCCACGUCAGUGAGGCUAAAAAUUUGGAACGAAAUGGAACAAGUAAAGCGCAGAGACGAAAAGAGACAGCUUCAGAAGCACGGGAUGAAAGCGACGUUGGAAGAUUCGAAACAGCAAGCGGAAUUUCUGUUAGAAGUAACGAAGUGAGUGGAAUUCCCGACAGCUACUAUUCUGCUGAGGAAACGAACGAAGGUUUGGACAACAGUAUUGAAAUUCAAGAUGAGAUGUUUGGCCACGGCGAAGGAAAAGAAGAGGAAGAUGCGCAUUCAAGUGGUAGCGAUUUGUCGUUGUCUCCAACGAGAGAAAGCUUCUUAUUACCUUGGAAUUCAACAGAUUUUCCGGGUGAACAGAACUUCCCGAAGAGUUUCGAGGAUGGCGCAAAAUCUAGAAGAAAAAGUUUGUCAUUUCUGUCGAUGCUUAGCGAAAAACACGAACUAAAAUGCCGAACACGGUGUCGAUCAAAGAGUGACUGCAGUACACUCGUCCAUAUGCCUGCUGGAAGUAGAUCUGGCUGUUCGUUUCCUGAUGUUGACUUUGCAAAGGAGCAGUCGAAUCCUUGGCUACGGGAAAAUUUGUCAUAUUUGAACAGAAUUUCGCCCAUAGAUCUAGAAAUUCUUGAGAACAAUUAUUAAUCGGGUCGGCUUAACAUAAAAACCACAAAUAAUUUUUUUUUUAUGAGCGAGGGACAAAUUUAGACCAAAUUGUUAUUCGUCCAUUGUCGCAAAAAUAAUCUUAUUCAAAAGGUUGCAAAAAAUCGUAUCAAUUGUAUCAGUAUAAAUUUGAAUAUUGCUGGCUUUACUGACCGCGUGGCAUUCUCAAAGAGGAUAAUUUGUAAUCUUUAUUCAAAACGGAGGAGAGAGACAAAUUGCUCAUUUUUUUCUAAUUUUAAACUAAACGUUAAGCAUUUUCACUAUAAAAGACUUCAUAUGACGUAGAGCUUUGAAAAACCCUCUAAAAGAGGACGUAGAUAAACAUAUUUUUACUGUUCCAAUAGUGAUACUCGCCUUCCAUUGUAUUAAGACGUAAUUUGCAAUGGAUGGCCCAUGAAUAGUUGUUUGCUGCCGUGUACGUCAAGUUAUCGCCUGUAAUUCCGUAACCUUGACAACAGCGGUCAUGUUAUUUGUUUCGAAACGAGGCCCGAUGAAAGAACUUCACAGGGAAAAGUGGGUUUCAAGCAAAUGCUUAUUGUCAUGAAUGUGUAGCCAAUUCUGGAAGAUCGGAACGGCUACAAUAAUGCGAGGUGGACUAGAGUCCGUUCGAGCUUUGAGCGGAACAAAGGCCUGAUGUUUUUUUUCUUACCCUGUAUAAAUAAAGUUAUCUAUUCUAUUCCAUUCUUCAAUUAGCUGUUCCAAAUCAAACUCAUUUUCAUGUCUCGUCUCGAAAACACAGACAAAAAGCAAACUCUGAAAUUGCGAAAUGACUUUCCUCGUUUUAAGAGUAAAUAAGUUGAACGGAAUCAACAGCAUAUCUAUGCUCUCUUAUUGACGUGUUGAUUUAGGUUAUCCAAAUACAAAUGCAAUUUAAAUGCAGAAAUACAACUAAUUAAACAAGUCAAAUAAAAGAGUUCUUUAUUAUCA
This is a messenger RNA of Orbicella faveolata, 3707 nucleotides long. RefSeq names its product histamine H2 receptor-like. Gene Ontology annotation, biological process: G protein-coupled receptor signaling pathway. NCBI's taxonomy places the organism in Eukaryota, Metazoa, Cnidaria, Anthozoa, Scleractinia, Merulinidae. The record is from RefSeq and is a predicted model, not a curated record. Gene Ontology annotation, cellular component: membrane. Gene Ontology annotation, molecular function: G protein-coupled receptor activity.